Molecule: messenger RNA, 876 nt
Organism: Exophiala spinifera
Lineage: Eukaryota; Fungi; Ascomycota; Eurotiomycetes; Chaetothyriales; Herpotrichiellaceae
Exons: 2
Coding region: 1-876 (291 amino acids)
Source: RefSeq, a predicted model, not a curated record
AUGGCUUCAUCACAACAUCAUGACAUUCUAGGUCCCCCACUCGAGGAUGCAUCAGAAGAGACUUUUGAAUUGUUCAGUCAACAAAUUCCAAGCAAUGAUCUUGGGUUCGUCGAUUCGCGACAAGGCACUAUCCAGGUCGAGAUCGCUGGCCAUGAGUACGAACUACGACAAUCUCCGGCGCUCUUGAAAUCCAAUCGAAAAGAAGGUACUACAGGGGCAGUCUUGUGGAAAGUUACACCGCUGUUAGCGGCGUGGUUGGCAUCUUUCCCAGCAAUGUUGGCUGAUCUGAAUGCGCUACAUCCUAAUGCCACUGUGGUUGAAUUGGGUUGUGGACUAGCAGGCCUCAUAGGCCUGGUCCUCUCGCGUGUCGUCAAGUGUUACGUACUCACCGACCAGGAGUAUGUGAUGAAGUACCUGAAAGAGAACAUAUCGGCCAACUCACACGCGAACAAGCCUCAGUUGAGAGCUACGAAGAAACGCAGCAGCCCGAGGGUACCAGAUCUCACUUCAUCCCUCAAAACCAUGGCCCUCGACUGGGAGACUGAUCGGGCUGAGAAUCUGCUUGCGGUUAUCUCGUCUGAGGAUUGCAUUGACCUGGUGAUUCUGUGCGAUUGUGUCUACAACGACUUCCUUGUCAAACCCUUGAUCCAGAUGAUGAUUGACAUCUGUCGUCUGGGACUACCCAAGCCAAAGCAGACAGUCGUCUUGAUAGCUCAACAGCUUCGGUCAGAUUCGAUAUUCGAGUUCUUUCUGGACAGCCUGAUGCAAGAAUUCCACGUGUGGAGGAUGUCUGAUGAUAAAAUCACCCCCGACCUGCGCUCCAACACGGGCUAUGUUGUCCAUCUCGCGAUGCUCAAGUCCGCAGCCAAAAUGUAG